CAGCACUCUGGAAACAGCAAGGCACUCCUAUCCUCUGUUAUUUGUAAGCUGGCAUGAAGCAGACAGACACCUUCUGAAGUUGCAUGCAUGCUGUGUUUCCUCUCCUUGCUGCAACAAGAAAAGCCUUUUCUUUUAACCUGGCUGCCUUUGAAGAAGUGACUCAGACAUCUCCAUGGCCUCUAAAGAUGCACAAAACCAAAGAAGUAGAGGUCUGCCUGGUUUUCUUCCUGGAGCUGCAGACCCGGACCACCACCUUCACAUCUCACCUUCCAAUCCAGGGACCCAAGUGUGGCAGCCAGGUCUCCCUCCGCCAGGCAGCCUCCCUCCUGGUCUAGAGUAUUUAAGCCAGUUAGACCUGAUAAUUAUACACCAGCAGGUGGAGCUUCUGGGAAUGAUACUUGGCACUGAGACCUCUAACAAAUAUGAGAUCAAAAACAGCUUGGGACAGAGAAUUUACUUUGCAGUGGAGGAAAGCAUCUGCUUCAAUCGUACUUUCUGUUCUACACUGCGCUCGUGCACUCUGCGGAUCACGGACAAUUCGGGUCGAGAGGUGAUUACGGUAAACAGGCCCCUGAGAUGUAACAGCUGCUGGUGCCCUUGCUACCUCCAAGAGUUAGAAAUCCAAGCCCCUCCUGGUACUAUAGUUGGUUAUGUUGCACAGAAGUGGGACCCUUUUCUGCCUAAAUUUACAAUCCAAAAUGCAAACAAAGAAGAUAUUUUGAAAAUUGUUGGUCCUUGUGCAACAUGUGGCUGUUUUGGCGAUGUGGAUUUUGAGGUGAAGACCAUUGAUGAAAAGCUUACAAUUGGGAAGAUUUCCAAAUACUGGUCAGGAUUUGUGAAUGGCGUCUUCACUAACGCUGACAAUUUCGGGAUUCACGUUCCUGCGGACCUGGACGUGACAGUCAAAGCAGCGAUGAUCGGUGCUUGUUUUCUCCUUGAUUUUAUGUUCUUUGAGAAGCGUGGACUAGGCGCUGGUGUCAGUGCAUAG
Molecule: messenger RNA, 988 nt
Organism: Rhinolophus ferrumequinum (greater horseshoe bat)
Lineage: Eukaryota; Metazoa; Chordata; Mammalia; Chiroptera; Rhinolophidae
Gene: PLSCR5
Product: phospholipid scramblase family member 5
Exons: 8
Coding region: 173-988 (271 amino acids)
Biological process (GO): plasma membrane phospholipid scrambling
Cellular component (GO): plasma membrane
Molecular function (GO): phospholipid scramblase activity
Source: RefSeq, a predicted model, not a curated record